CAGUCAGUGGGCGGGGCGUGUGGGGGUGACGUCAGGGGACUCGCCAGGGCUGGAAGCGGCCGCUCGUCGCAGGGACGGACGGACAGAGGAGGCGACGACGACAACACUGGGUCACUGGUACAGCAGCCCCGCCACCAUGGACGAUACUUUGUUUCAGUUACGGUUUACGUCAAAGCAACUGGAGCGAUUGGCAAAAAAGGCUGAAAAGGACUCAAAAUCUGAACAAGCAAAAGUGAAAAAGGCUCUUCAACAAAAAAACAUUGAAGGAGCAAAGAUCUAUGCAGAAAAUGCAAUCAGAAAGAAGAAUGAAGGUCUGAACUGGCUACGGACAGCUUCCCGAAUUGAUGCAGUGGCAUCGAAAGUACAGACAGCAGUUACAAUGAAAGGGGUUACAAAGAGCAUGGCACGUGUUACACAAGGACUGGAUAAGGCUCUGAAAUCAAUGGAUUUACAAAAAAUCUCUGCUGUGAUGGACAAAUUUGAACAACAAGUCCAAAAUUUAGAUGUACACACUUCAGUGAUGGACGACUCUAUGAGCUCCGCAAUGACAUUAACCACCCCUCAGGAACAGGUUGACAGCCUCAUUUUCCAGAUUGCCGAGGAGAACGGUUUGGAGGUCAUGGAUCAACUUAACCAACUUCCAGCAGGCGCGGCAUCCCUUGGCGAGUCCUCGGUACGGGAACAUGAUAAGGAGGACCUUCUUUCCAGAAGAUUGGCUGCUUUGAGGAAUUGAAGACAGGAUUGCCAUGUAAUCCUAAAAGACAGUGUGUAAUCCUCCAGUACCUUUUUCACACGGUGCCAAUGACACUAAACUGUGCAGCGUGUAUAAUGCCCCAAAACUGUGUCAUUAACUAGAUGGAUAGGCUACUUUCACAUUUAAACCUGGAGAGAGCCUGAUCUGACUUGAAAAUAAUUUGUUCAUUAAAGUGUGCGUUUUUAAAAGAGAUAGGGACAUCAAAGUUAACAUUGCCAUUAAUAAAAUGAUUUUUUUGAGCAGGCACAACCCCAUGCGUCUACAUCUAUAUGAUGUACAUAUGUAAAUAAUUCAGGUGUGCUUCGGAUCCGCAGGGAAUAUACCAUAAUCACUUGUAGUCUCAUCUCUGAGACCAGCUCGACUUGAAUAUUGCUAAGACCACAUUUUCAAAAUGCUCAGAACCAGUGACCAUAUUUUUUCUGAAAUGCUGGACGAACUUAAUUCUGCAGAUUAUUGAUUUGUGGAAUUUUGCAAACAAAAGAAAACAUUAAAUAUCCAAGGAUGUAAAUCUGCUCAAAAUAUAUCAGUGAAUAUGUCCUGCAGGAUAUGUGUAGCCUUGCUGUUAACUGUCACUCUCCAGUAAAAUAUGAUGGCAUCUUCUGUGCAUGAGGCUCCAAACAAGAGGUGAUGGAUUCUACUUGUCUGUUCUAUAUUGUAGUAAAUGGGGCUUUGGGCUUUUCUGGAAAGGCAUGGUUUUGACUGAUGUGUUUUAUACGUCCAUAAAACUUGAGACUGCUGAUAGUUUUACAGUUGCUCUUGCAAUCUCUAAUAUUAUUUAAAGGCAUUUAUUAUCUAGUAACAGCAAUUGGCCAGUUAACAAUCAAGAAAACUAACGCUAGCAGUUAUCACUUUGAGCAAAAUUUUGAUUUUAUUUAAGUGCCACUUAAUACAAGAGAUUGCAGAUACUGGAAUCUUGAGCCAAAAACAUUGCUGGAAGAACUCGGCAGACCAGGCACUUUUUUUUUUCUCUUAAUACCUGCUCUGUUUUUGCUUAAUGUUUCCUGCGUUAAUUUUCUUAAUAUUAGUCAUGCAUACUGAUUGCAGGUCAUCUAGAAUGUUUUUCUGAAGUAGCUGAAAUCUCUGGAGGAAAAUAACAUUGUGUUCGGUGUAAAUGACUUGCAGAGACGUAUAAAUUGUAAUCUGAAUAUGUGCAUUUUAGUCUUGAAGCGACUAAAUUAUUCAAAUGGAUAAGGGUUUUUAAAAAAAAGUGAUGUUAAAAAUCACAAUGCCUUUCUUCAGGUGUCCAAGAAUAGCUAUAUAGUGAAUUUUUGUAAAGCUUUUGGAAAUUAUCCUUCACAGAUUUAAAUAUUAUGGAAAACUUAAUGUCGUAUUGGAAAUAUGCAAGUUAUCCUCUCUUGCGUACUCUUAUAUUGUGCCAUUAAAAUGCCUCUCCCCUCUGUGCAAAAUCUUGUGAGAAAUGCCUUGGGAUUCGAUAACCAUUGUGCAGCAGUGAAUUUGCUAAUCUAUACUAUUUAAAAGGUGCCCUUAAAUUCAUUCAGAUGUGCCCAGUGUCUGUUUAUUUAGAAUCUAAUCACAUUUCAAUACCACCAAAUCAGUUUCAAUGUUGAAAAUCAAUGGUCUACAUAUUUAGGACAAAUUUUACGAAUGCAGCAUGUUGUACAUGUUCAGAAAUUAAGAUUUAGUCACAAAUCUCAUCCAAAACCAGUUGUAGUUUUGCUGAGCUGCAUUUUUUAAUUAAUUAUAAUAAAAUUGUUAAAAAUAAUAAGGAAAUCGACUGCCUUAUCAGCUAACUUUUUGAAAAGCAUCACCUUUGAAUGGCCAAACUGUUUUAGUCACGCUUUGAUUUUCCUGUCAUUUUAACGGAAAUGUAAUAUUGCCUUUGAAUUAAUUUGUUGCAAUCCAGUCCCAGUAAUGCCUGUAUGAUUAAGGAUGUAAACUAGAACAGUAUGAAAUUGUGCCUGCACCAUGAAGCUUAUUUCUUCCUCAACAGCAUGUGCAUCUGAAAGGCCUAAAUAUGGGAAGUGCUUUAAAAAUAUUUCUCCUGUGGUUCACUCUUGUACUUUUAAUUAUCAAAAUGGUAAAAUGCAUUUGUUUGUGCUUUAGACACUUCCAAACAUUUGAAGUGUUGGUUUCAUUUGAAUUAAUACUCAUUUAAAAUAAAUGUAUUCUGUUGGUGUAUAGAAUGGUUGAGUGUAAUAUAUUGGUUGGUUAAGGCUCUUAUCUUUUUUGUGAUGGAUUAUUUUGAUUAAUGUGGAAGGUGACAUUUGAAAUUUUGCUUCUAAUGUUUAUAUUUUGAAAUAAAGAAUUGAAAUUCUA
Messenger RNA from Leucoraja erinaceus (little skate), 3031 nucleotides. RefSeq names its product charged multivesicular body protein 1A (gene chmp1a). NCBI's taxonomy places the organism in Eukaryota, Metazoa, Chordata, Chondrichthyes, Rajiformes, Rajidae. The record is from RefSeq and is a predicted model, not a curated record. Gene Ontology annotation, cellular component: ESCRT III complex; multivesicular body. The coding region runs from base 137 to 733 and encodes 198 amino acids. Gene Ontology annotation, biological process: endosome transport via multivesicular body sorting pathway; late endosome to vacuole transport; protein transport. The transcript has 7 exons.